Chinchilla lanigera (long-tailed chinchilla) is the source of this 1816-nucleotide messenger RNA. It is a transcript of the gene Tmem82, whose product is annotated as transmembrane protein 82. The record is from RefSeq and is a predicted model, not a curated record. The transcript is spliced from 5 exons. Lineage: Eukaryota; Metazoa; Chordata; Mammalia; Rodentia; Chinchillidae. The coding region runs from base 448 to 1332 and encodes 294 amino acids.
AGGACAGCAGAGAUCCCUGUGGGCCGGGGCCCAAGCCACCGGGCCAGGUGCCGCCUGCCACCUGGUGGACACGGGGGCGAUGACCAUGGGGCAGACCCACAGGCACGGGCAGGGGGAGCCUAGGUGGGACGUGCGACCAGGCCAGAGCCGAGGCCUAGGGAGGCUGGACGACCAGACCGCAGGAGGAGGGAGUGACCCCGAACUUGGGUGGCCGGGAGAGACCUCGGGCUGUGGGGAGACCUCCCCACUGCCAGACCCUGGGCUCAGAGCGCUGGGUCUGCCCUUCCAGCUGAGAGGGGCAGCGCCCCGCCUGGGCUGGCAGGACAGAAGGAGAACUGCGCUUCCAGUAGGCAUUGUGGGUUCAAGCCCUUUGGGAGAGGAAAGCAAGCAGACUAACAGUCUGUCCCGCGCAGACCUGGCCUGAGGCUGGGCCGGGUUGGGGCUGCCAUGUUCUCCCUGCUGCCCCUCCCCUCCUGGCUCCCCGGCCUCCCCUCCCUGGAGUGGGGCUGCAGCCUCCUGGAUGGGCUCCUGCAAGGCCUCGUCGGGGCCUUCGGGGUCUCCGUUCUGAACAGCCUCCUGAAGGUCUACUUCUUCGUGGGCUGUGCCAAUGACCCCAAGCGGCGGACAGAAACGGAGCGGCUUCGGGCCCAGUGGGCCCUGCUGGAGACCGUGCACCUGGCGGGCCUGGCCCUGUUCCUGACCAUCGUGGGGGUCCGGGUGGCUGCCCUGGUGGUGCUGGAGUUCUCCCUGCGGGCCGUGUCCACGCUGCUGUCACUGCGCAAGGACUCCCGGGGCCUAGAGACGUUGCAGCUCUACCUACUGAGCCAGUACGCGCUGGGCUGCGGGCUGAGCUGCGGGCUGAGCUUCCUGCAGGAGGGCGCCCCGCACCGCACGCUCAGCCUGCUGCUCAGCCUCGCUCUGGCCGCGCUGCUCCGCGCAGGCGCGAGCCGCCUCUGCCACCACGUCUGCCGCCUCUACGAGCUGCACAGCAGCCAGCGCUACUGUGGGGUCUGCCUGGGCCUGCUGGCAGGGGCUUACCGCCUCCCCGGACUGCUGGGCCGCGCCCUGGCUGUGGCCUUCGCCGUGGGCAACCUGGCGGCCGUGGCCCUCAUCAACCAGGACUUCCUGAGCACCUCGGAGGCCGUGCGCUUUUGGACGCCGCUCACCAUAUGCUACACGCUGCUGGUCAUCUACAUGCAGGGUGAGGACCUGGGGCCGGGGUCCCUCCGCCAGGUGCAGAGGAGAAGCCUCGCACUGAUCACCUCGGGGCACGUUCAGCAGACAGCAGUGGGAGCCGGGACAUCGUCCUGCCGACGCCACAGGAAGGGCUGAGGCUGGCCAGGCUCCCAGGCAGCCCCGUGCGAGAGCAUGCACGUUUCUAAGAGGGGAGAGGGAUCCGGUCAGAUCCGGCCUCUAGGAAGAGCCGUCUGGCUGCAGAGGGCCAGGAGGACAGUUCAGACAGACAGAACAGACAGUGCAAAUGCCCUGAGGUGGGAAUGAGCACAAAGGAAGCCAGGAUGGCUGGGGGUGAUAGGCAAGAGGGAGUGAGUCAGAGACAGAAGCUGGGGGUGGGCUUGGGCCAACUCCAAGCCAGCCAAUGAGGCAGGAUCUCUUUUUUUCCGAAAGUAGUAGGAAGCCCUGGAGGGCUAUCAACAGAGGAAUGACCUCAUCUUGUUGACAUGAUUAGCUGGUCAGCAGACACUGGAUUGUAGGGUCAAAACUGAAGCUGAAAGCCGGGAGUAGUGGCACACACCUAUAAUCCCAGCACUUGGGAGGCUGAGGCAGGAGGAUCGCUGUGAUUCCAGGUCAGCCUGGG